Messenger RNA from Exophiala viscosa, 1116 nucleotides. RefSeq lists its product as uncharacterized. Lineage: Eukaryota; Fungi; Ascomycota; Eurotiomycetes; Chaetothyriales; Herpotrichiellaceae. The record is from RefSeq and is a predicted model, not a curated record. Gene Ontology annotation, cellular component: perinuclear region of cytoplasm; endoplasmic reticulum; Golgi apparatus. Gene Ontology annotation, biological process: ubiquitin-dependent protein catabolic process; positive regulation of protein ubiquitination; vacuolar transport. The transcript has 2 exons. The coding region runs from base 1 to 1116 and encodes 371 amino acids.
AUGGCCCCUCAGCGAUAUGAACCGGUAAGGGCUGCCUGGAUGACGAAUCCACAUCAACAACAACAUGGAUCAUCACUAACGGCGAUCAAGGUGAAUUCUCACGACGAUGAUAUCGAUUCUCCUCUUUCUCCCGACUCUCCUCGACACUCUCCAUCCUCUCCACCUCCAUCUUUCCAUUCGAGAGCAUCCUCACCGACAACCCGGCGCCUAUUGAACCAGGAUCCUUUAUCGCACGAAGCCAAUCAAGAUCUGGAAGAUACUUUCGAUGAUGGCGAGGCAUCAGAUGCAGAAAAUGAUGGCGACGAUAGACAGCGGCUGAUGCGGGCUGAUUCGACGCUUGCAAGUCGAGAUGCGACGACGCCGUCUGCUCCGCCUGCUGAUGCUCGGCCAAAUCCUACGAUAGAGCGUAGGGUGACUGAGCUCCCGGCUUUCAGACCUAUGCCUACGUCAAACAGACCAACCGAUGGUGUAUUCGCAAAUCUCUCAGCAAAACCCGAAAGGGGCGAACCCCUUGAAGACAAACCUCCUACAUACGAGCAGGCCGCCGCAGAUGCAACACCCCCCUACUGGGAAACCACCAUUCUUGCACCGGGCAUGUCGUCCGACGAGGUCUAUGUCGACGGACUUCCUGUCGGCUCAGUUUUCUCCUUUGUAUGGAAUGGCAUGAUCUCCAUGUCAUUCCAACUUGUCGGAUUCCUUCUUACUUAUCUGCUUCACACCACUCACGCAGCAAAACAUGGCAGUCGAGCUGGCUUGGGACUGACCUUGGUUCAGUAUGGCUUCUACAUGACUGGUUCAUCCAGCGAUGGGAACCAAGGCACAGCCAACCCAGGACAGUUUUCUGACUCUUCGCCCCCUGAUCCGAACAGUCAUAAUUUCGAUCCCAACAAUGUUGACGGCUCAGGUCAAAGUACGGGAGGACAUGGACUCGGGGGUUUCACGAGCGCUGAUUGGAUAUCUUAUGUUUUGAUGAUUGUUGGGUGGUUUAUUCUUAUUCGCGCAGUUUCCGACUUUCUGCGCGCAAGGCGGCAUGAGCAAUUGGUUUUGCAAAGUCCAAGCCGCGGUCUCCCUGUACCUGUCGUUGCUGAAGGGGAAACACCAGAGCAGGCUGCAUAA